UGACUUGCGGCACUUGGCUGACUUGGCUGGAAGCUGGUCGUGGCUCUUGGCAAGCUUGCGAGGUAAAUGGAUAGGGUCAUCAACUUCGAGCUCGGCUGCUGCUGCUCGCGUUGCUUCGAGGAUGUUUCUGAAUCGGUUUUGCCGGUGCGCGAGAUUACCACUGCGAAUUACAGCCGUCAGCCGUAGAAGUUACCAUCUCGAUGAAGUCAGGACGAUCGGAAGUGUGCCGAACAAAAAUUCUCCCGAGUUUCAGGAGAAUUACCAACGGAUGAAGGCGCUGGUUGACAAAUUGAAGGACACCGUGGAAGAAAUCUCGAAAGGUGGAGGUGAAAAGGCCGUACAGAGGCAUGUCUCCAAGGGAAAGCUCUUGGUCAGAGACAGAAUAAACACACUAGUCGAUCCAGGGAGCCCCUUCCUAGAGUUGUCCCAGUUAGCAGCUUUCAAAGUUUAUGGGAAAGAUGAUGUGCCGGCUGCUGGCAUGGUCACAGGAAUCGGGAGGAUCUGUGGGACGGAGUGUAUCAUUGUGGGCAAUGACGCCACCGUCAAAGGAGGCACCUACUACCCCCUCACGGUGAGGAAGCAUCUGAGGGCACAGGAGAUUGCGAGGGAGAACAACCUCCCUUGCGUGUAUUUGGUGGAUUCCGGCGGGGCAUUCCUGCCGAGACAGGCCGAGGUCUUCCCUGACCAGAUGCAUUUUGGCCGCAUCUUCUACAACCAGGCCACCAUGUCGGCCGCUGGCAUUCCUCAGAUUGCAGUUGUGCUGGGAAGUUGCACUGCAGGAGGUGCUUAUGUGCCCGCAAUGUCUGACGAAGCCAUUAUCGUGCGAAAACAGGGGACAAUUUUUCUCGGCGGCCCUCCACUGGUAAAAGCUGCCACUGGUGAAGAAAUAAGUGCCGAAGAUCUUGGUGGGGCUGAUCUGCAUUGUCGACGCUCAGGCGUGGCAGACCACUAUGCCAAGGAUGACGUCCAUGCAUUGCACUUGACCAGGAGGAUCAUCAGCAAUCUGAACAGGAGGAAGCCAGUUCAGGUGACCACUACCAAGGUGGAGGAACCAGUGCUAGACUUGGACGACCUGUACGGAAUCGUAGGCGACAACCUGAAGAAGACCUAUGACGUUCAUGAGGUUAUUGCCAGGGUGGUUGAUGGCAGCAGAUUCGAUGAGUUCAAAGCCCUGUAUGGCGAAACACUCGUCACUGGGUUUGCCAGGCUAUAUGGUUUUCCAGUUGGUAUCAUUGGGAACAAUGGAGUCUUAUUUUCCGAAUCAGCUCAGAAGGGUGCCCAUUUCAUUGAACUCUGUUGUCAGAGAAACAUUCCACUUAUAUUCCUUCAGAACAUCACUGGUUUCAUGGUGGGCCGGGAUGCCGAAGCAGGCGGCAUCGCCAAGCAUGGUGCCAAGUUGGUGAUGGCCGUGGCCUGUGCCAAAGUUCCCAAGUUCACUGUGCUGAUUGGGGGCUCCUACGGUGCUGGAAACUACGGGAUGUGUGGCCGUGCUUAUUCGCCCCGGUUCCUGUUUAUGUGGCCCAAUUCCCGGAUCUCGGUCAUGGGCGGAGAGCAGGCAGCCAAUGUCCUGGCCACCAUUGCCAAGGACCAGAGGGAAAGGGAGAAAAAGCCAUGGACCGAAGCUGACGAGAAGGCUAUAAAGGACCCAAUCAUCGAGAAGUAUGAAAACGAAGGGAGCCCCUACUAUUCCAGUGCAAGGAUCUGGGACGACGGCGUGAUCGACCCAGUGGACACGCGCAAAGUACUGGGCCUCAGCCUAAGUGCGGCUCUCAAUGCGGAGAUUGACCAGACCCACUUCGGGGUGUUCAGGAUGUAGCUACAGUUCUUGUAUCUAGCAGGGAUGUCAGAGGGGGGUGUACAUAGCAUGCACAAAUGCAACUCAUGGUGGGUAAAGAGAAGGUGAUGGUGCCAUCCUGUGUCCUCACACCUAGAGUUGACUGUCUUUUAUAAGUACAACCCGGGAGAUCAAACCAGUGCAGUGUUCACAAAACACAAUAAAAAAAAAAAACUGGCAUGACUUGUUAGAA
This is a messenger RNA of Ixodes scapularis (black-legged tick), 2027 nucleotides long. It is a transcript of the gene Mccc2, whose product is annotated as methylcrotonoyl-CoA carboxylase beta chain, mitochondrial. Gene Ontology annotation, biological process: L-leucine catabolic process. The transcript is spliced from 17 exons. NCBI's taxonomy places the organism in Eukaryota, Metazoa, Arthropoda, Arachnida, Ixodida, Ixodidae. Gene Ontology annotation, cellular component: methylcrotonoyl-CoA carboxylase complex; mitochondrion. Gene Ontology annotation, molecular function: methylcrotonoyl-CoA carboxylase activity. Bases 122 to 1816 code for a protein of 564 amino acids. The record is from RefSeq and is a predicted model, not a curated record.